AUGUCAUCUUCUUUGGCUCGAUUCUACUUGACGCUUGCAUUCCAAAUCGUCUGGAGGCUCGUCGUGAGGGUAUUUCACGGCUUCAGGGGGCGCUUCCGACCAAUUCUACGAGCCGUUGGUCUCGGCAUCGUCGCAUUCAUCGGCAAAGACAAGCCGGAGCCCCCAAAGGUUCUCAUAAGCCAGUCUAGGGCUGCUGCUGUAUCUCGAUGCGCUAUACAUAUACUACCGACGGCCGUCUCCCUUUUCCUGAUUUCCUUCAACCUACAAGGAUACUUCAUCGGUUCAGAGCUGCAGGGAAAUAAGGAUCAGGAUGAUGUCAAAUCUGGCGUUUUACAGCUUGCUGCCAAGAUUCAGGAACUUCUCAUCGUAUCAAGUCUUGGGACUAUCAUCUUCCAUGUUCUACGUGAGGAGUUGGUUUUUGGCGAUGGUUUGCCACUUGGGCUUGUUAUUUCGGGUUGGCAAUUCACACAGCUAAGUUAUUUCUGGUCAGCCGAUUUCUGGGGAGCGAUAUUUUGCCCUAGCUCCGAACCUCGAAGCUACAUCAAGCGUCUUGCUCUCCUGGCACUCAUUGGGAUUUCCGGCCUGAUUGCUGUCAUGGCGGGCCCAGCUGCUGCGGUCCUUAUGCUACCUGCUCAACGGGACUUCGACAUAGGCGGUGGUGUUUACUGGGCGAAUGGCGGUGACGCAGAACUCUGGCCGAAAGUUCUCGACGCAGAGUACUACUCGAGUUGGAACUGCUCGUCCUUGCAAAACCAGCUCGAACAGCACCAAUGCCCGGCUGCUGGAUUCUCGACUCUUCACAGCCAUUAUCUCGCCAACGCCGCGCGCCCAAGGACACAUGUCGACUAUCAAAUCACAACCGGGCUUGUCAGCAAAAGCAUAUACGUCCAACCAUCCGCAGCUUAUAUGUCUGACACGUGGGCGUUUACGGCUCACGGCCCAUCAGCCCGUGUCCACGAUCUGAUGCGGUUUCUGCACCUGAGGUCUCUUGACUACCUGGAUCGCCGCCAGGCGCGAACUCCCCUCGGUCUCACAAAUCUUAAAUUCUCUUCGAAGCAGAGAUACACUCUCGAGACCCAGAUACCCGCAGCUAGAACUGUGUGUGUAUCGAAUGGUGUGGUCGAUUAUGGAGUCCCUAGGAACCUUACGUUACCGUUCUUGGAUCUAUCAGUCUCCGAUCGCGCCAGGAGGCCUGACAAUGACAGCGGUCUAUGGAAACAUCCAGGCAUGGACGAUGGUUACCAUUAUCUUGACGUGUUCCAAGACGUGCGAGAAUAUCUAUCCAAGAGGGGCAUGAUGGAAGCCAACGCUACCUUGGUAAACGGAACCAGCAUCUUUCAUCUACGCAAACGUAUCAUUGCUGUUCCUAUCGAUAUAUGGAAAGGUGAAGCAGCGAGCUCCCUCGGACUGGUCAUAUUUGUAAAAGCAGAGGGCGUGAACUUUCUAGCUGGAACAACCAACCUCCUUACCUGCUCCAUCGACGCACGCUGGGUAAAGGCCAAAACGUUUAUCGAGAUGUCGCCGUCGAGUGGCGUGAUCGAGCACGACUUCAAUAACGGGAGAGUCUAUAGCAACAUCGAAGUCGAGCUAGACACAAGACUGAAUAGGCCUUUGUGGCGUGUACCACUAAAGGCCCCUUCGGCCAACUCAACUCGGGAAGGUAUAAUCCGCCUGAAGCCUAGCUGGUACGAGUCGCUCCAUCCACCAGUUUACGAUACUCCCAACGGACUUGCUGGAAACAUCUCAGAAGGUCGAUAUAGGACCACCCUAGAGAGAAUUCUGGACUUAAGCUUUCACAACGAUGUGAUGGAUCCGGUCUCCAUUCAGGAGAGGAUCGUCACAACCAUCGUGGAAGCCCUAUCGAGAUGCGGCAGUAUUCCUAACAGCGAUUCAAGCAGGUUCCUGGAACCUUUGCAAAGGUGGCGUGUCGGAGAUACUCUCAGCCCUCCGGAUGAAACCGCUGCGAGAGCUCUAGUGAAGAGAGGAAAGCCUGCAGAGAAUUUUCUUCUUCCCAAAUCUGUGGCAGGUUCGAACGAGUUCGGCUCAGAACGAAUGAUUGUAGAGGCUCACUACGGAGGGUAUGCCAUGAUGACGUCUGGCUGGUUUGGGUACUUUUGCAUUUUCAUUCUCAUGGCCCAUGCGGUUAUGGCGAUAGCCCAUCUACUCGUCUGUAUUUACUCGCGACGGACGGGACACGCCUGGAGCAGCAUUCUCGAAUUCAUCGCCUUGUCGUACAAGUCGAACCCUCCGCCGGAGCACAUUCUCAGCAAUACUUGCGCUGGUGUCACAUCCUUCAAGACAGUCGGGUCAAUAGCAUGGGUGGAAGAGACACAAGAGAUCGGAGGACUGAAGAAAGUUAGCGGCGAGGGUCUUUCUCUGAUAAUCACAGACCGUCAUGAGAGGAGGCCUGAUGGACUCAGGCCGACCAAAGGCAGUAGAUAUAGCGAGUGA
Molecule: messenger RNA, 2451 nt
Organism: Colletotrichum siamense
Lineage: Eukaryota; Fungi; Ascomycota; Sordariomycetes; Glomerellales; Glomerellaceae
Exons: 3
Coding region: 1-2451 (816 amino acids)
Source: RefSeq, a predicted model, not a curated record